Molecule: messenger RNA, 2191 nt
Organism: Fukomys damarensis (Damara mole-rat)
Lineage: Eukaryota; Metazoa; Chordata; Mammalia; Rodentia; Bathyergidae
Gene: Spns3
Product: sphingolipid transporter 3 (putative)
Exons: 12
Coding region: 343-1893 (516 amino acids)
Biological process (GO): transmembrane transport
Cellular component (GO): membrane
Molecular function (GO): transmembrane transporter activity
Source: RefSeq, a predicted model, not a curated record
CAGGGUUGGAGGAAGCUCAUUUCAUUUCCUGUCUCAGUAACUUUCCUUCCUCAUUGCAGCUAUAGCCUCGAUUAAGAGGACCACAAAGUCAUCCAGUCACCAGCGUGGAGGUGCCAGAAGCCCUAGUCCCCAUAGUGGGCCUUGGUGAUGGAGGAUUGUGAAAUCACAUGGUGAGGCUGUGACGGCUCAGCAGGAGCCUGUGAUAAGAUGCCUAACAGUUAGGAGAGCUGCUUUGAGGUCUGGAGUGUGGAAGCCCACAGGAAGUGACUCUGUGCUGAGCUGAUACGUCCUCCUCUCAUCCCCAGACUGGGACAGGAGCUGCAGGCUGGCGUGGCUGGGAGGAUGUCCGCACUCUGCCCUGAUGCUGGGCCAGGAGGGCUGCAGGGCCAGUCCCUGGGGGCAGGCAGGGACUCGGCGGCCCUGGUCUCAUGUCAGUGUCCCCCUUCCUCCGUGCACAGCCCCUGGAGCCUGCCUCGCUGGCGAGCUUAUAUGGCUGCUGCCAUUCUCUGCUACAUCAACCUCCUGAACUACAUGAACUGGUUCAUCAUUGCAGGAGUGCUGCUGGACAUACAGAAGUUUUUUCACAUCAGUGACAGCAAUGCUGGCUUGCUUCAGACAGUCUUCAUUGGGUGCCUGCUGUUGUCUGCACCAGUGUUUGGCUACGUGGGUGACCGCUACAGCCGCAAGGCCACGCUGAGCUUCGGCAUUUUGCUGUGGUCGGGGGCUGGCCUGUCUGGCUCCUUCAUCUCCCCUCAGUAUUCCUGGCUCUUCCUCCUGUCCCGGGGAGUUGUGGGUACUGGCACAGCCAGCUACUCGACCAUUGCACCCACGGUCCUGGCUGACCUCUUUGUGAAGGACCAGCGGACCCGCGUGCUGGCCAUCUUCUACAUCUUCAUUCCUGUUGGAAGUGGUCUGGGCUAUGUGCUGGGGUCAGCUGUGACGAAGCUGACGGGGAACUGGCGCUGGGCCCUCCGAAUCAUGCCCUGCCUGGAGGCUGUGGCCUUGAUCCUGCUCGUCCUGCUGGUUCCAGACCCACCCCGAGGAGCUGCUGAGAGGCAGGGGGAGGUGGCCAUGCAGGCCCUGAGGAGCAGCUGGUGGGAGGACAUCAGAUACCUGGGGAGAAACUGGAGUUUUGUGUGGUCGACCCUUGGAGUGACAGCUAUGGCUUUUGUGACUGGAGCACUGGGCUUCUGGGCCCCCAAGUUUUUAUUUGAGGCCCGUGUAGUACAUGGGAUGCAGCUGCCUUGCUUCCAAGAGCCGUGCAGCAGCUGGGACAGCCUGAUUUUUGGGUCCCUGACAGUUGUGACCGGAAUCGUCGGUGUCAUCCUGGGGGCAGAGGCUGCCAGGAGGUAUAAGAAAGUCAACCCCCGGGCUGAGCCCCUCAUCUGUGCCUCCAGCCUGCUGGCCGCAGCACCCUGCCUCUACCUGGCUCUCAUCCUGGCCCCGUCCACCCUUGUGGCCUCUUAUGUGUUUCUGGCUCUGGGGGAGCUGCUUCUGUCCUGCAACUGGGCGGUGGUGGCUGACAUCCUUCUGUCUGUGGUGACACCCAGAUGCCGGGGAACAGCGGAGGCGCUUCAGAUCACAGUAGGCCACAUCCUGGGAGACGCUGGGAGCCCUUAUCUUACUGGACUUGUCUCCAGUGCCCUGCGGGCCAAGCGCCCUGACUCCUACCUACAGCGCUUCCUUAGCCUGCAGCAGAGCUUCCUGUGCUGUGCUUUCACCAUUGUCCUUGGUGGUGGCUGUUUCUUGCUGACUGCACUGCACCUGGAGAGAGACCAGGCUCAGGCCCGACAGCCUGGCACAGGGACCCUGGAUAGCAAAGAUGAGGACAGCAAGAACAGGGAGACCCAAGACCUGCUUCCUGGUACCAGCGCCUCCACAGAGGUCCCCUGAGGCCCCUUCCCUGGAUCAAGAAGGCCCCCGUGCUGCCCAUGUGCCUCCUGCCGGUGUCUCAAACCACCUUUCGCUGUGAUUCAGGGACCCCAGCUGAUCUGCACCUGCUACUUGUUCACUCCCAGCUAGAGAGCUGGCAGGGCUCAAGGGCUGGGCUGGACUGAGAAUUGAGCUGUCAGCACCCUCCAAGGGAGGCCUGGGCCUAUGGCUGUGCCUGUGCCCAGCUCAAGGCCCUCUAGCCUAGGUACUUACCCUGUCUGCUGGUGGACCCCGAUUAAAGCAUGGUCAGUACAAAGCC